UGUAUCCAUACCUACGCCUCCGAAUACUCUAGUAAACAGCGAUGUGGUCCUUAUUAUACACUUAUAUUACUAGAAGAUUGGAUGUAUGGUGCAAAUUUGUUUUGUUUCUGAACAGGACAGACAGAUAAUACCAUCUCGGGACUGCUGGCAUCAAUCAGAAACGUGGGGAGGAAUCAACCUUUCCAAUACUGUCUUAAUAGGAUCACACAAAAAAGUUAAAAACUAAAUUUGUGCUGGAAAUGAUGUAUGUUGAAGGCAUUAAUUACAUGGAAAAUUACACGUCUGGUGUGUGAGUACAAACAGAAGUAAUUCACAUAUACUUGUACAAGCACAGAAACUACUAAACAUAGUUAAACCGAAGGACAAAGGCAGCGAGCAGCACUUCCAUCACUAUAAAGAGCAUGUAGUUACAUGUAUCUGUAACGUUUCAGGAAAGUAUUACAAAACAAAAGUGUGAUUAAUGACACGUUGCAUUUUGUUUUGAUAAAACAAACAUAAUACGUACAUUCCUAGAGAGGGACGCCAUUUCUACAUAGAAAACUUAAGAUGGUUGCAAUGGAGGAACAAUUGGACCCAAUAUUUGAACUAAUCAUCCAGAGGCAGGUGGAAAAGGGCUACGGGAACUACACGGCCGAUGAAUUUUUGAGCAGACCCCUCGAACAUUCUCCAGUACAGUCCAUACUGUUCUUGCUGGCUCUAUCUAUAUCCUCUGUCACUGGUUUAAUUGGAAAUAUUCUGGUGAUAGGUGCAGUGAUCGUGAGUAGACGACUAAGGACGACAGGAAACAUGUUCAUCGUGAACCUAGCAGUGGCAGAUAUUAUCAUUGUCACUAUCGUGGAACCUUUCAACAUACUGGGUGUCAUUGAUGGACCCGAGUUUUUCGUGCGGAACGUCUGGUGGUGUCAUACCUUGUCUGUGGUGUGCGUAAUGUCGUGUUCAUCGUCUAUGAUGAACCUCGCCGCCAUUUCUGUGAACAGAUAUAUCAUGAUCAACAAGAACCAUUACUACAACCAGAUUUUCACCAAAAACAAGACUUUCCUUCUUUGUGUGCUCGUCUGGUUCCUUGCAUUCCUCAUUGAACUGCCGAACUUGACUGGAUGGGGAGGACAUACAUUCGACCUUAAAACACUCGGAUGUUCCUUCGACAGACUGAUUUCCCUAUCAUACACAAUUUUCCUAAGUGUGAUGGCACUUUGGUUGCCUCUUUUGGUUAUCAUGUUCUGUUAUCUAAACAUUUACUUUUACGUAAAGAAAUCUAGAAAACAGAUGGAAAAACAGAUGAAAAAACAAACGAAAAAGGAAAAGAAGAAAACCAAACGGCAAAGAGAUAACGUCAAUUUAGCCCGGACAUUUUUUAUUGUAUUUCUCACUUUCCUCAUCUGCUGGACGCCUUAUGACCUCACAUUGUUUUUCGACCGCGGUGAUCGUUGGCCAUCGUGGCUCUAUACAGUAUUUCUCCAGAUUGGUCAUUUCAACAGUUCUUUAAACAGCAUCCUUUACGGCGCAACGAACAGGAAUUUUCGUGAUGGCUAUAAACAGUUCUUGCAAAAGGUCUGCUGCAGUUGUAAGUUCAGAGUAAUGGUCAAGAUAAGUGGCGAUAAAAAGAACUCUUCCACUGACUCCAGCUCAGGGUAUUCCACUUCCAGUGAUAACACGCAUCAUAAAAUCUUCCCCGCGUCACACUAUGUGUGAGAGUCGUUUUUCUUGUGAGAACCAGUCACAGAUCUAGAUGUUACCUGUGUAAAGGUUGGAUCACUCAUAGCUGUUUGUUUGGUCAUGUAGUAUAGCAUCAUUUAAAUCAUGUCAGUUUGAGCUGUAUUCUUUAUUGCAGUAACGUUAUCCAUUGUCAUCAGCCAAUGCACGUGUUCGACCUUUUGGGAAGCAAAUGAUGUAAGAAAGAAAAGAAAUUUGGAAUAUCUUUUGGUGCAUUUAUAUGAAAAAGAAAUGGUACAUGGAACACGAGUAAUCCAAGCAAUAUAAUUCGCCAGGCUGUUACUUCUCUUAUAACUGUGUUUACAAGCGUCUUGAAAUUGCACUCAAUAAAGUAUGCGAUUAUAACAAAGGCA
Messenger RNA from Mizuhopecten yessoensis (Yesso scallop), 2066 nucleotides. Its product is annotated as melatonin receptor type 1A-like. Gene Ontology annotation, biological process: G protein-coupled receptor signaling pathway. The coding region runs from base 547 to 1692 and encodes 381 amino acids. Lineage: Eukaryota; Metazoa; Mollusca; Bivalvia; Pectinida; Pectinidae. Gene Ontology annotation, molecular function: G protein-coupled receptor activity. Gene Ontology annotation, cellular component: membrane. The transcript has 4 exons. The record is from RefSeq and is a predicted model, not a curated record.